Desarmillaria tabescens is the source of this 690-nucleotide messenger RNA. RefSeq lists its product as uncharacterized. Bases 1 to 690 code for a protein of 229 amino acids. Gene Ontology annotation, molecular function: nucleic acid binding. The transcript is spliced from 4 exons. The record is from RefSeq and is a predicted model, not a curated record. Lineage: Eukaryota; Fungi; Basidiomycota; Agaricomycetes; Agaricales; Physalacriaceae.
AUGGGAAAUCAUCAUAUUCCAACUCAAAUCAAGGACAUAGCGCUAGAACUUUGGACUCUAGGAUGGGAGCUGAGCGACAUCUGCCAUAUCUUUCACGUUUCACCUAGCAGCCUCUACCGCUGGCAUAACCUUUUCGAAACAUUCGGGACACCUGCAAAUCGACCGGCACCCUUCCGUGGACGUCCACGUAUUGUUAGCCUUGCGGCCCUUGACGCCAUCCAUGUCCUUCUGAAAUCCCAUCCUGAUACCUAUCUUGGCGAGCUACAGUGGUACCUAGCAAUUCAUCAUGAUCUUCCUAUAUCCAUCUCUGCACUCCAACAGAAUCUUGUCAGAGCUGGACUGACUCGUAAAGUUCUCCACACGAUUGCCUUGGAACGGGAUGAGCAGCGUCGGGCUGUAUAUCUAGCAGGAGUCACUAACCUGCGGUAUUCGCUGAUUGCGGCUAUGUCAAUUGAUGGAUAUAUUGCAACGCGGGUACAACCAGGGUCCUUCGACUCAUUUGGUUUCUUUGAUUUCAUCAUUGAAGAUGUUCUACCGCUUAUGAACCCGUACCCAGAGAAGCAGAGCGUAUUAGUUAUGGACAACUGCAGGAUUCAUCAUACCGACACCUUGAUUGAUGUACUCAAUGCGUCUCGUAAAUGUUAUGAUAUUGUAUCUUCCUCCUUAUUCUCCAGACCUCAACCCGAUUGA